AUGGAGACUGCUUCAUCGCCUCAAGCAACGAGUCAACAACCAACUCGCGAGGAGAAGGAAAAUAAUGAAGAAGCUGCGGAGAACGAUGAUGAAGGACUAGGAGAUAUGAAUGCUGAGAAAACGCCAGAGCCACAGCUUCGGUCUCAGAAGGGAGAUGAUGACGAUGGGGACGAAGACGAAGAAGAAGAAGAAGAAAACGAGCUCACCGAAGUCUUCCAGAUUCUGGCGAAUGUAGCGAGAAUGAAAGUCUUCGGCGAACGAUUGAACAAUGCAGAGGGGGGUGCUUUGAGUGGUGGUUUGGGAAAAGCGGGCUGGUAUUACGAAGUUCAGUAUCUCGGUAUGAAGUAUCUCGGUAUGAAGGGGUCCUUGGAACGUAUUGCUGGGGAUGGUGUCAGUGAUAAUGGGGGGUCUUUUAAGGAGGGAGAGAGUGAGGGUCAUGGAGACGGGGGAAGAGAAGAAGGGGAGGAAAAGGGACAAAUGGAAGAAGAGAAAGGGGAAGAAAAAGGAGAAGAGGAGGAGAAGGAGAGGAAAGAAGAGGAGAAAGGAAAAGAUACUGAAGAUGACGAUGAAGAGAACUACGUUAUUAUCACAUUCCUAGGGGAGCAGACUGAUUCAGAUGAUGAGAGCUGGUACUUCGUUGAAAUUACCUCUAGUGACGAAGAGGAGGACAGCGAUGACGACGAGGGAAGCAAGGACAACAAGGACACCGAGAACAAUGAAGACAAAAAGGGUAACGUAAACAGAAGUGAGACCAACAACGCGAACAAUCACAGCAAGAAGGGCAACAAAUACGACGGCCAUGACUCUGAUAACGACGAGUGGCACGACCAUCAUCAUUGUCAUCAUUGCCAAUCGUUCCGUACCGCUAGUAUCACCACCCAAACCACCACGACUACCAACCCGCAACAACAAUUAUACCCCCAACCCCAAGAACAAGGUCGACUUCCCCUCGUCAACCCACCCUUCGAGAUACUCCAGUCCUCCCCCACAUCCUUUACCAUCCAGUUCGCCAUCCCCGGCGCCAAGCGGCGGGAUAUCAGCGUUGCCUAUGACCUCGAUACGAACGUGUUGACGCUCAGUGGGGUUUUGUAUCAGACUGUUCUUUCUGUUGAGGAUUCAUCGUCUGCUUCUUCUUCUACCUCUUCUUCUCUCGAAUCUGAGAUCAAGACAAAUGGUAAAGAUAAAUCAAAUGCGAGAAUAAAUCAGGGCUCACAUCUCAAGUCGAAAGCCGACUUUGAAGCGGACUUGAAGUUGUGGUUAGCGUAUGAACGGGCCUCAAGACCCGCCGGGGUGGAUUCAGUAUCGGGCUCUGUUUUGCUCCUUGGAGGGUAUGGGGAGGAGGAGGAGGAGGAGGAGGAGGAGGAGGAGAAGGGCAAGCAAGGCGGUGGUGGUGAUGGUGGUGAUGGUGGUGAUGGUGAUAGCAGCACAGACACCGACGACAGCAAUAACAAACAGUCGCAAACCCAGACCCAGACCCAAACUUCUCCGACAACGACGGAAAGAAAUCCCAUCAGACAAAUUUUAGACCAGGUCGACUUCGUUAUCUGCUCACCUACCCCUACAUCUGAAUGUCGAUAUUCACCGUCAUCUACACCUGAAGAACAAAAGCAGCACAAAGAAGUGAAUCACGAGAAGAUCAAGGCGAGGUUGGAGGAUGGGAUACCAACAGUUGUUCUCCCCCUUGUUGAGGAAGAGGCCGAGGAUGAAAGUAUGGUAGGGAUGGCAAUGUGA
Molecule: messenger RNA, 1731 nt
Organism: Neurospora crassa OR74A
Lineage: Eukaryota; Fungi; Ascomycota; Sordariomycetes; Sordariales; Sordariaceae
Exons: 2
Coding region: 1-1731 (576 amino acids)
Source: RefSeq, a predicted model, not a curated record